Messenger RNA from Pogona vitticeps (central bearded dragon), 5197 nucleotides. Lineage: Eukaryota; Metazoa; Chordata; Lepidosauria; Squamata; Agamidae. The record is from RefSeq and is a predicted model, not a curated record.
AUGACCUUGGCAGUUUGCAGUGAUUUUGAUGAACUUCAUUCACCAAGACCACUGCAGUGUGGCCUAGUUAGGGCUGCUCUUAAGGAUCACAUGAAAUCUGCAGCUACUGGAAAAUGUGACAUCCAGAAAGUUGUUCAUGACAUCAUAGAAAAGCUGUGGGAUCUACGCUUUAAUAGGAUCAAAGAAAUCCAACCUGGUGCAUUUAGACGGCUCAAAAAUCUUAAUACAUUACUUCUAAACAACAAUCAUAUUAAAAGAAUACCAACUGGAGCAUUUGAAGACCUUGAGAAUCUAAAAUAUCUCUAUUUGUACAAGAAUGAAAUCCAGUCAAUUGACAGGCAAGCAUUUAAAGGACUUGCCUCUCUAGAACAACUGUAUCUGCACUUUAACCAGAUAGAAACAUUAGAACCAGAAUCAUUUACCCACCUUCCAAAACUUGAAAGACUAUUUUUACACAACAACAGAAUAUCUCAUUUAGUUCCGGGGACCUUUAGUCAUUUGCAGUCUAUGAAACGACUGCGUCUGGAUUCAAAUGCACUUCACUGUGACUGUGAAAUAUUGUGGCUGGCAGACUUAUUGAAAACGUAUGCGGAGUCUGGCAAUGCACAAGCUGCGGCUACCUGUGAAUAUCCAAGGAGGAUCCAGGGGAGAUCGGUGGCCACAAUAACACCUGAAGAGCUCAACUGUGAACGGCCAAGAAUUACAUCAGAGCCUCAGGAUGUAGACGUUACCUCAGGGAAUACCGUAUACUUCACUUGCAGAGCUGAAGGCAAUCCCAAACCAGAAAUUAUUUGGCUUCGAAACAAUAAUGAGCUCAGUAUGAAGGCUGAUUCUCGUCUGAAUUUGCUUGAUGAUGGCACACUAAUGAUUGAGAAUACUCAGGAGGCAGACCAAGGUAUUUACCAGUGCAUGGCAAAAAAUGUAGCAGGAGAAGUGAAAACUCAAGAAGUUACUCUACGCUACUUUGGUUCACCAGCUAGGCCAAGUUUUGUGAUUCACCCUCAAAAUACAGAGGUACUAGUUGGAGAAAGUGUCACUCUGGAAUGUAGUGCAACUGGUCAUCCCCAGCCUCGUAUCACCUGGACUAAAGGUGAUAGAACUCCUCUGCCAAAUGAUCCUCGCAUCACAAUAACUCCAUCAGGAGGGCUUUACAUCCAAAAUGUGGAUCAGGAAGAUGGUGGCGAGUAUACAUGUUUCGCAACCAACAGCAUAGACAAUAUCCACGCCACUGCCUUCAUCAUAGUACAAGCUGUGCCUCAAUUUAUUGUGACUCCUCAAGACAGAAGUGUGAUUGAAGGACAGACUGUAGAUUUCCCUUGUGAAGCACGGGGAUAUCCACAACCAGUGAUUGCCUGGACUAAAGGCGGAAGCCAGCUUUCUGUAGAUAGAAGGCACUUAGUCUUGUCAACUGGGACUUUGAGGAUUUCCAGAGUGGCUUUACAUGAUCAAGGCCAAUAUGAAUGUCAAGCUGUCAACAUUGUGGGAUCUCAAAGGGUUGCUGUGCAUCUGAGUGUUCAGCCUAGAGUAACUCCUGUGUUUGCUAAUGUCCCAAGUGAUAUGACAGUAGAGGUUGGAACAAAUGUGCAGAUUCCAUGUAGUUCCCAAGGAGAACCUGAGCCAGUAAUAACAUGGAAUAAGGAUGGUGUUCAGGUCACAGAGAGUGGGAAAUUUCAUGUAAGCCCUGAGGGAUUUCUUACUAUUCAUGACGUUGGACCAGCAGAUCAAGGUCGUUAUGAAUGUGUUGCCAGGAAUACUAUUGGAUAUUCUUCAGUUAGUAUGGUCUUAAGUGUGAAUGUUCCCGAUGUCAGUCGAAAUGGAGAUCCAUUUGUAGCAAGCUCAAUUGUUGAAGCGAUCGCUACUGUUGACAGAGCCAUUAACUCAACACGGACCCAUUUGUUUGACAGUCGCCCUCGUUCUCCGAACGAUUUGCUAGCCUUAUUUCGAUACCCAAGAGAUCCUUACACUGUUGAGCAAGCAAGAGCUGGAGAAAUAUUUGAAAGGACUCUGCAGCUGAUUCAGGAACAUGUUCGAGAUGGUUUAAUGGUUGACCUAAAUGGAACAAGCUAUCACUAUAAUGAUCUUGUAUCUCCACAGUACUUGAACCUGAUAGCUAACCUCUCAGGCUGCACUGCCCACAGGCGUGUGAAUAACUGUUCAGAUAUGUGCUAUCACCAGAAAUACAGAACCCACGAUGGCACCUGCAAUAAUCUGCAGCAUCCGAUGUGGGGAGCUUCUCUCACAGCCUUUGAACGUAUGCUGAAGUCCGUCUAUGAAAAUGGAUUUAAUCUGCCGAGGGGCAUUGGAGUUAACCGCCGUUACAAUGGAUAUACACUCCCAAUGCCACGCUUGGUUUCAACAACUCUAAUUGGAACGGAAACGAUAACCCCCGAUGACCAGUUUAGUCAUAUGCUUAUGCAGUGGGGCCAGUUUCUGGAUCAUGAUCUGGACUCCACAGUUGCGGCCCUAAGUGAGGCCAGGUUUUCUGAUGGUCAGCACUGUAGUUCAGUUUGCACAAAUGACCCUCCGUGUUUCUCCAUUAUGAUCCCACCCAAUGAUCCCCGAGUCAGAAAUGGAGCACGAUGUAUGUUUUUUGUGCGUUCAAGUCCAGUCUGUGGAAGCGGCAUGACUUCCCUUCUCAUGAAUUCUGUGUACCCACGGGAACAGAUCAACCAGCUGACUUCCUACAUCGAUGCAUCCAACGUCUAUGGCAGCUCAGAACACGAGGCCCAGGAAAUCAGAGACGUAGCAAGUCACAGGGGUCUUCUGAGACAGGGCAUUGUGCAGAGAUCUGGAAAGCCUCUCCUCCCAUUUGCUACAGGCCCUCCAACAGAAUGCAUGCGGGAUGAAAACGAGAGCCCAAUUCCUUGCUUUCUCGCUGGGGAUCAUCGUGCCAAUGAGCAGCUGGGGCUCACCAGCAUGCAUACAUUAUGGUUUAGAGAGCACAACAGAAUUGCCACAGAAUUACUGAAACUCAAUCCACACUGGGAUGGUGAUACUAUCUAUCACGAAACGCGCAAAAUUGUUGGUGCAGAAAUGCAGCAUAUAACCUAUAGUCACUGGCUGCCUAAAAUCUUAGGAGAGGUAGGCUUGAAGAUGCUUGGCGAAUAUAAAGGUUAUGAUCCCAAUAUUAAUGCUGGUAUAACUAAUGAGUUUGCAACUGCCGCUUUUAGGUUUGGUCACACAUUAAUCAAUCCCAUACUGUAUCGUCUGGAUGAAAACUUUCAACCUAUUCCUCAAGGCCAUAUACCUCUUCAUAAAGCAUUCUUCUCUCCAUUUCGGAUUGUAAAUGAAGGAGGUAUUGAUCCACUUCUAAGAGGGUUAUUUGGUGUUGCUGGUAAGAUGCGUGUGACAUCACAGUUGCUGAAUACGGAGUUGACAGAGAGGCUUUUCUCAAUGGCACGAGCGGUAGCUUUAGAUCUUGCUGCGAUGAAUAUUCAAAGAGGCAGAGAUCAUGGGAUCCCACCUUACCAUGAUUUUAGAGUGUAUUGUAACCUUUCUUCAGCACACACGUUUGAAGAUUUGAAAAAUGAAAUUAAGAAUCCUGACAUUAGAGAGAAACUCAGGAGAUUAUAUGGCUCACCAGUAAACAUUGAUUUGUUCCCUGCUCUCAUGGUAGAAGAUUUAGUUCCUGGUAGCAGAUUGGGACCGACACUCAUGUGCCUCUUGAGCACACAAUUCAAACGCCUCCGAGAUGGAGACAGGUUAUGGCAUGAGAACCCUGGCGUUUUUACUCCAUCUCAAUUGACUCAGAUCAAGCAGUCAUCCCUGGCCAGAAUUCUGUGUGACAACGGGGACAACAUAACCAGAGUGCAGCAUGAUGUUUUUAGAGUGGCUGAGUUCCCACAUGGAUACGUAAGCUGUAACGAAAUUCCUAAAGUGGAUCUCAGGAUGUGGCAAGAUUGCUGUGAAGAUUGCAGAACUAGAGGACAGUUCAAUGCUUUCUCUUACCACUUCCGAGGAAGACGUUCUCUUGAUUACAGUUUUCGUGAAGACAAGCCUUCAAAGCACAUGAAAAUGUCAUGGACAAGUUUUGCAAGGGAAAAUGCACUUUUUAAUAGCACCAUUUCAUCUCUUGAUGAGCGCAAGAAAGCUCCCAUAAUGAAUGACUUCAAAGAAUUUGUUGGAGACAUGCAGAAAACCAUUACAGACCUCAGAAAACAGAUAAAGAAACUUGAAUCACGGCUCAGUAGAACUGAGUGCACUGACGAAACUGGUAAAUCUUAUUCCAGUAAUGAAACUUGGAAAAAAGAUCCAUGCACCGUAUGUGAAUGCAAGGUUGGUCAGAUAACAUGUUAUGUGGAGUCAUGUCCACCAAAUGAUUGUGCUACGCCUGUGAAGCUCCAAGGAGUUUGCUGUCCUGUCUGCUUAAAACAAACUAUUAGCAAGCAAAAUAAACCCUAAAAUCUGCUUUGCAAUGGUCACAUAUCAAGUUGUACGGAUAUCAGCUGAUGGCAAAUCCAGGUAAUAGUAGGCUUAAAACCACAACAGAGAAGGAAGACAUUACAGGACAGCAUUCAAGUGAUGGUGUUACAGAGUAAGAAAAUAUGUAAUUUUACUUCUUGCCCACUUUUUUUUUAAGUCCACAGUGUAAAAAUAUUGAAAGGGAAUACGCAAUACAGGUCAUGACAAUUUUGUGUUACAUUUUCUCAGGUCAAAUAAACUGAAAACUGGUGCUACUUUUUUGGAAAAAAAACCCCUCUAUCAAGUGGUUUUAUAGUCCCAGUCUUGGGUGUUUGCUUUUUGUCUUUUCAUACACUGGUGGAAGGAAAUGAGGUGCCACUGAAUUGGAUAAAAAGAGGCCGGCAGCUUGCCUUUUUUGCAGUAUAAAACGUAUUGUCUUACCCUUGGAUGUAUAGCUUGGCAUUCCAUCAUACCUUGAUGGAGCUGGUUGGUGUAAGACAUUCCUGAGACUAGUAUUCAACUAAGGCAGCUACAGUAGUUGUGGUGUGAUGCCAUUCUGAUUAGAUGACAUUCACAUAAUACUUCCUAUGCGCAGUGACCAUUUUGAGAGGAUGUUGAGACUUGAGAAGCUUUGUUUUGGUAUAGGUUCCUUCCACCGUUCUGCCAGUAUUGGAUGUCUUUAUGCUUCCCCCAAUUGCCCUGUGUUAUUGCAUAAUAUUAUCUUAUUAGGUGGGGAAAAGUCAUAUGUCUAAAUUUAAUACCCCUCCGAGUCUUGUUACAUAUAUAGAUUGUAAUA